Molecule: messenger RNA, 1242 nt
Organism: Colletotrichum higginsianum IMI 349063
Lineage: Eukaryota; Fungi; Ascomycota; Sordariomycetes; Glomerellales; Glomerellaceae
Product: Low temperature viability protein
Exons: 2
Coding region: 1-1242 (413 amino acids)
Biological process (GO): ribosomal small subunit export from nucleus; ribosomal small subunit biogenesis
Cellular component (GO): cytosol; nucleus; preribosome, small subunit precursor
Source: RefSeq, a predicted model, not a curated record
AUGGCGAAGGGAAAGAAAUUCGACAAGAAGAAUGCGCAGCAUUUUACUCUCGUCCACCGACCGCAAAAUGACCCGCUCAUCCACGACGAAAAUGCGCCUUCCAUGGUGCUCAACCCGGUGCCUCAGAAGGGGGGGUCCUCGAAGGGAAAGCACCUGAGCGAUCUUGCAUCCGAGCUUGGCUCCGAUGCUGUGAGCAUAAGAGAGAACGAGGGAGAGGCGGCCGAGUACGGUGUCUACUACGACGACACCCAGUAUGACUACAUGCAGCAUCUCCGUGAUCUGAACUCUGGAGGCGGCGAGGCUGUGUGGGUUGAGGCUCCUGCAGCUUCCGAUAAAGGCAAGGGAAAGCAGACGUCGCUCGAGGACGCCUUGCGUCAAAUGGAUUUGGAGCACAAGAGCGAGGCUCUGCUCGACGAAUCGGUCCUCCCCAACAAGAACCUCCAGCGAUCAACCUACCAAAAUCAGCAGGAUAUCCCCGAUGCCAUUGCUGGCUUCCAGCCCGACAUGGAUCCCCGAUUGCGUGAAGUGCUCGAGGCACUGGAGGACGAUGCGUAUGUGGAUGAAGACGACGAUAUCUUUCAAGAGCUGUCCAAGGAUUCGCGCGAGAUCGACCAAUAUGAAUUCGAGGACCAGUUCGACUACGACGACGAGGACGAGGGCUGGGAAUCGGAUGGCACUGCUAAGCCGAACAAGGAGUACAGAAGUGAAGCGGUCCCGCAGCUGAUUCCCGUUGAAGGGGAGGCACUGCCAGAGCACCAGAAUGAGGACUGGUUGGAGGAUUUCAAACAGUUCAAGAAGGAUCAGAAGGGCGGCAAGGUCCAGGAAAAAGUCACGCCGUCUGAGAUUCAGUCAUCCAUCUGGACCACGACAACAAUGGGUGGUCGCAAAAAGAAGAGAAAGGGAGCCCUUACCAACCCCUCCGCCUACUCCAUGACCUCAUCAUCAAUGGUCAGGACAGAACAGCUCACGCUGCUGGACGCCAGAUUUGACAAGAUUGAGGAGGAGUACACAAGCGAGAUGGGCGGUGAUGACAUGGCCUCCGUCUCCGAAGUCUCAACGGCGACCAGCGUCGCCGGCCCUACCCGAGGCGACUUUGACAGCAUUAUGGACGAAUUCUUGGGCAGCUACAUAAAACCUGGAAAGCGAACGAACAAGAAGAACAGACCGCAAACCGGACUCGAGCAACUCGAUGAGAUCAGGCAGGGACUGGGCCCCGCUCGCUUCCGAUCCAAGAACUAUUGA